GCGUCAUUGGCUGUUGAGCUGCUCUUCAGAGUUGUGCUCGUGCAUUCAUUCAAACGGCUGACUUCUGGAGCGCGCGCAAGAAAAGGGCAGAUCUCCUUCGAGCUCAAAUUCAUGUUUCAUCCGUUUACUGCAUGAUUCUGUCAACCAAAUCUAAAGGAUGACGAGACAGGAGUGACAUAUCUGUUCUCGGCCGGAGCGUGAGGUUGGGCAGAGGAUGCUGGAGGAGAGUGAUGGAGAGGUGGAGGGGAUCGGAGGAGGAGGGCUUGAAGCAGAGGUGGAGAGACUGACGGCAGAACUCCAGGAGGCCAAUGAGGAGAAGUUACAGGCUGCACGGUACGGCCUGGCUGUUCUGGAGGAGAGCGCUGCUCUGAAGACCAAACACAGCCAGCUGGAAGAAGAACAUGAAGCCCUUAAGAUGGAAAUGCAACAGCUCAGAGAGGCUCUGGCAGACUCUGUGAGCAGCCAUAAGCGUGCAGCAGCAGAUGGGGAAAGUCGAGAGGAGAGGCUCCUGCAAGAGUCGGCCAGUAAAGAGGCGGCCAUGGAGAUUCGCAUGGAUGAACUGCAGGCGGAGCUUAAACAGGCCCGCGUCAUGCUGGCCAAUGCCUCGGCUGAAAAUGAGAGACUGGCCGGGCUCUCCAACCAGCUGAAGAAGGAGUGCGAGUGUUUGGAGGUGGAGAAGACCCGUAUGAGAGAGGAGAUGAAGGAGUACAAGACUCGAGAGGCGCAGCAGCUUCAGGAUAACAGUGAGCUGGAAGAGGAGAACAUCUCUCUGCAGAAACAAGUCUCAGUGCUUAAGGAGAACCAGGUGGAGUUUGAGUCAGUGAAGUUGGAGUUGACCAAUAAAGACGAGGAGCUGGAGCUGAUGAGGGCACAGCUGGAAGAGGCUGGGCGUCUGAGGGAGAUCGCAGAGCGCCAGCUGGAUGAGGCACUCGAGGCCCUGAAAGAGGAGAGGGAGCAGAAGAACAGCCUGAGACGAGAACUUGCCACCCUUAACUCCAACCCCUUUGACUCUAUUUGUCACUUAGAGCUACAGCUGGAUGACAGCCAGGAUGGAGAGAAGGACAAAGAGGGAGGAGAGGAAGGGGAGGAGAUGGACAGUGGGUAUAAUAACUCUAAAGGGAUGGAGAGAAACCGGUGCUCCACACCCAGAAACAGCGACGUGUUCCUUAGACCUCAGGCUCCUGGGCUGGUGGCUGACCUUCUGAGUGAGCUGCACCUGUCAGACAGCCAGAAACUCAAGCAGCAACUGCUGCAGGUGGAGAGAGAAAAAGCCACUCUGAGCAGCACUGUGCAUGACCUUCAGCAGCAGUUAGUCCAGUCUAAAGAUGCUCUCGGUGAGCAACAGGUGAAGCUGGAUCAGCUGACCCAAUGUUUGGAGACCCUUCAGAGUACAGUCUCAAAAAGGCCUUGUGAACAAGAGAAUGGAAUGAGUCUGUCUUCCAGGUCCCUUCAGAACCAAGAGGCCGAAAAUGGCAUCAACUAUUACGAAGUGGACGCAAAGAGCACAGAAGUACUAGAGUGCCGCAUGCAAGAGGCAAAUGAGGAGCUUGCACAUCUGCGUGAGGAGCUGAAAGAGGCUGGCGAGCGCUCCAAGGCCCUGGAGGAGCGCUGCAAGCAGGAGAAAGAUCGCUGGAGGGGUGAGGCGCAAGAACUCGCUGAUAAAAUUCGACAGUGUAUCACUGCUAGCCGUCAGGACCAGGAGCGAAUAGGACAAUUGGAGCGAGAAAUUGGUGCCACGCGACAGGUCGCCACAGACUCUGAAAGCCACCUCAGUGUUGCACAGGAGGAGCUUCUGGCCUUCUCUGAGGAGCUGGCCAACCUUUACCAUCAUGUGUGUGUUUGUAAUAACCUCACGCCUAGCCGCGUUACACUGGAUUACUAUCGUGAAGGAGCCCAAGCAGGGAGAACGCACAACCAUUCACAGCCCCACCACUAUCGCGGAUCCUUCCGCAGGCACAGGCGGUCAGGUGAAGUAGACUUGGGUAGCGGAGGGAGUGGAGAUACGUCCUCUAGCUGCGGAAGUUGUCCAGGGUCUCCUACAUUAGACUUCAGGGACCCAACCAAUGUGCGCAAUCUGGUAGCUGUCAUUCGCUGCCAGAUUAAACAAUUACAGGUGGCAGUGGACCUGUGCAGGCAGCGCAACCUGUUGUCCUCCCCAGCAGCAGGAGGAAACACUGAUUCAGACCGUGACACAGAGGCAUUGCUUGAGGAAGUUUUAAAACUGAAGUCCCUGCUGAGUACCAAGAGAGAGCAGAUAGCCACUCUCAGAACUGUCCUAAAAGCCAACAAACAGACGGCCGAGUUGGCUUUGACCAACCUGAAGACAAAGUAUGAGACAGAGAAAAGCAUGGUGUCUGAGACGAUGAGGAAACUUAGAAAUGAACUGAAGGCUUUGAAGGAGGAUGCAGCCACCUUCUCUUCCCUACGGGUCAUGUUCGCAAGCAGAUGUGACCAGUACGUAACUCAGUUAGAUGAGAUGCAGAGACAGCUCGCCGCCGCUGAGGAUGAGAAAAAGACGCUGAACACUCUUCUCCGCAUGGCCAUUCAGCAGAAACUGGCACUGACCCAGCGGCUGGAGGACCUGGAGACCCCUCUCAGUAACGGUGGCAGCCCGCGCCAUUCCCGGACCAAGCAUCUGACCAAAUCAGGCCGAGCUCCGCGGAGCCCCAUGAGAAGCAGUCCACGCUCCAGUCCAGUGCUGGUUCCUACUGGCCCGCCGAACAUGAGCAACCACUUUAGGGCGCUCUCACGCAGCCUUCACAGCAGCCCCAGAUGAAAGCCUCCUUGUGUCCUCCCCCUGUGCUCCAGUGUACAUGGACCAUGUUCAUGCCCAGUUCAUGAACACCCUCACCCUGCAGACCUGUCCCAGCAUCCUCCUCUUCAUCAGACCUCACCUCAUUGGAUCUCUCAUCAUGUCUCUCGUGCCUCUCCCACUCCCUCUCUCUCGCCUGUUUCCAUGUGCUUGUCUUAUUUUUGUUUGUUUGGAUCAAGCCCUUCAGCUUCAAGACACUGAAAGCUGAACACCGUCAUGUCAUCUCAUGAUGGCAUAUCAUCAGAUUUUUUUCUUAUUCAUGAACCAAACCAAAAACUGAAGUCUAACUGGCUGUGACUGACCUUUUCUUAAGCUAGCCAUAAAUAAACACACCUUGUUUUGGUUUUAGCCAUAAAAACUGAAUUUUUAGGUAUCAUGGAAGACAUUCCUCUGGUAUAACUGACCAGUUGUGCAGUUCUACUACGAAUCCUCAUUGGUUAUUUACAUAUAACUUGCCCUGGCCUUUAAAGACCGCUACCGUGAAGUAAAAAAUAAAUGUAUACAGUAUAACCAGUAAGCAGAACAAUCAACUAUGCAGAGGUACAAAGACUUUUGCUGCUAAUUAGCUCAUGCAAAAAAAUCAACUUACCAAACUGCCAGUUUAACCUACCUACAACACAGGGUUAACAACAGCACUGUUAGACAGAUUUAAUUUUAUUUAGUGUGAUAGUGUUAAACUGCUGUGACAGUUGUGUUCAUGUCCAAAUUGAACACAUUGACUGGGGAAAACUGUAAUAGGAUUUAAAAUAGUGCCUUAAUAUUUUGAAGUUUCGAGUGAAGAUUUGUAGAUAAUUGGUUUAAUAUUUUGUUUAUUGAUUUGAUGGUAAGGGUUGUUUUAAGACUAAUUAUGGACAUUUGUUUGUGCAUGCAUGUGCAGAUAAUUCCCUACAAUACAUUCCCUAUAGGCUUGUUUUGUUAAAAACUAGGCCUUCGCAACCAAUAUUUCACUGUUCUUGUCAGAACCGUGUGUAUAUGUACGAUGUUGUGUCGAUCUGCCUGUCAACACUUUCAUCUCGUUUUCAGUCGAUUUCUAUAUUUCAAAAAUGCUUCCUGUUGUAUUUUUAUUGUUUAUUUUUUAACCUAAUUUUCUUUUAUAUUUUAUGGUUCAACCCUACAGAAUAGUAAUUUUCAUGAAAUAUCAGGUCUUGUUUGUGAAAAUAUGUAGUGAAAAAAAUAAAGUUGUUUUCAAUGUU
Ctenopharyngodon idella (grass carp) is the source of this 4005-nucleotide messenger RNA. Its product is annotated as protein bicaudal D homolog 2-like. Gene Ontology annotation, biological process: regulation of microtubule cytoskeleton organization; protein localization to organelle; microtubule anchoring at microtubule organizing center. Bases 215 to 2776 code for a protein of 853 amino acids. Gene Ontology annotation, molecular function: dynein complex binding; dynactin binding; cytoskeletal adaptor activity. The record is from RefSeq and is a predicted model, not a curated record. The transcript has 10 exons. Lineage: Eukaryota; Metazoa; Chordata; Actinopteri; Cypriniformes; Xenocyprididae. Gene Ontology annotation, cellular component: cytosol; Golgi apparatus.